GAAUAAACUGGCCGGUCCACUCAGGGAUAAGGUUACCUCCAGGCCUCCCGUGCUUGCAGACCUCCACCCGGGAAGCGGCGGGAACGAUCGUAGGGGGGUUAGGUUUAGCCAUUUCAGCUGCGAGCCUAAGCGUUCCGCCGCUCUCGUUGGUGCUCGCAGAAAGGCCACAAUCUUCGAAAUACCCUUCUCUGGAGCCAGGGGGUGUGGAGGCCCACGCGAGCGACACCGUCGCUGGGUUUUUCCAAACCAAGCCGCUCCGAGCAACAGGUGGCAUAUUUUUGUGCUUCCUUGUGGGGUUGCAGGAUUUUGUCAGGACACUAACAGGAUCUUUUAAGAGAAGGACUCUUGCAGUUGGGGAUUAACAUAGUUUAACAGAGAUGGAAGUGCGGGGCUCCAGCACCACCACCACAGUGCUCGAGGGCAGGGGCAUAGACGCGGCCAGGGCUGUGCCUCGCCCCCCCAGGCGCACCAUGAAGGAAGACCUGUACACUACAUUCAGCUCACCCAUGGCCUGGGUGCUGGUGCUGGCCCUCGUCAUCACCUGGUCAGCCGUGGCCAUCAUCAUGUUCGACCUGCUGGACACCAGGAGCCUGGAAGCCCAUACUUUAUACUGUGACGACCCCUGUUUGCCACCUGGACCUCAGCCAGGCCGUCUCAGGAACGCCUUCAGGGAGGCAGGCAGCCUUAGAGGGGGCAUUCAGCACAUGAGCAAAGAUCCCAUGAAGACAGUGGACAAGGCCAUGGAAGAUUCCUCCAACUGGAUGAAUGCAAUCUUGACAUUUAUGACUAAUUUGGUAGCACCAGAGGAAGAGGAACAAGAGGAAUGGCAUUCAGUGAAGAAAAAAGGGGAAUUCCUACCACCAAGGAAAAAAGUUACAGAGUUGCAGGCCAAGGAGAUGAUUGAGAAGGAAGAAGAAGAGAAGAAACAACAAGAGAAAGAGGAAGAGGAGGAGGAGGAAGAGGAGCAAGCUGGAGCAGCAGUAAAGGCUAAAACAAAGCCUGCGAAAACAAGAACGAAAGAAAGGAAAGAGCCCACAGCAGAGACCAAGAGGGUCAAGGCCGCCGCCGCCGAGGGGCAAAAAGCCACAGCAGAAGCAGACGAGGCAGAGGAAGGGGACGAGGAAGCCAUUACUGGCUCUGUGGAACCUGUAGUAGCUGCCGACAAAAAGUCAAAAGAAGAGGCAGCAGAACCUGCCGAUGAAGAGGCAGAGGAAGAGGAGCAAGCCGCCGCUACCGCAGUAACUGCCGGUGUGGCCGACGAGGACGAGGCAGGCGAAGCCGUCGAGGAGGCUUCAGCCGAAGGUGAUGAAGGAGCUGCCCGCAAAGAGGAAAGAAGAGACGACGAGGUCACUGAGAGUGACGAGGAAGAAGAGGCGAUUACGGUUCCCAAAGCAGCACACAAAAAAGACAAAGACAACGGGGAGAAGGAUGAAGCGUCUGACGUUACCGAUGGCAAAGCAGCCAAUGAGGAAGACGAGAAGGGUGAGGAAGACUUCAAAGUCAGAGAUAUGGCGGAAACUGCAGAAAGGAAAGACGAGCCCGACAAAGUAACCGAACCGGUCACCGCUGACGCCACAGCCGUGGAUGAUGAUACAAGAGAUGAUGACCAAAAAGAUAAAGAUGACCAAACUGAAGACAAGGAAGAUGAGAAGGAAGAAGAAAAGACUCUCACCGUUGAUACUGACCUUGAGCUGCAAACCAAAGAUGACACAACAGUCACUGGAAUUCCAGAUCAGGAAACCGAUACCAAAAAAUUAGAGGAUGAAGAAAAGAAGACAGAGCAGGAAGUUGAGGAAGAUGAGAAUGAGAAAGAAAAGCAUGCAGAGCUACCAAAAGAAAUUAAGGAAGAUAAAAAUGAUGAAGAAGAAGAAAGAGACAUACUCAGGAAAAAGGCAGAAGCUGAGAAAGAUGAACGAAAAGAAUCUUCAACCUGUGUGUGUGCGCUGCCAGAACAGCCUAUAGAACCUCAGAAACAAGAUACCACGCCCAAGGAAGACGCAGAUGAAGAGACGAAGAAAGAGCCAGAGAAAGAGCAGGAGAAAGAAGUAACGGGGAAAAUUGUGAAUUUUGAGUUGCCGAAAGAAAAAGAAGAAGUUGAUGUCGUGAACCCUCCACAGGACCUUCCUGCAUGCCGCCCAGCACCAGUGUACUGCCCAGCGCCCCCUGGCUGGUAUGUUCAUCACAUAGUCACAGAUAAUCCGUUGCCACCAACGGUUCUGAGAGAAUAUCAAGUUGCCGCAGUAGCAACUCAUGAGAUUACUAUCCAAAGAACAGACAAAGAUACCAAUAAAGAGAAACCAAAGGAAACCUCAGGAAAACAAAGGCCACCUACUCAAACAAAGAAGCCCAAAGUAGCUCCCCUGAAGAAGGAAAAUAAACAGAAAAUGAAAAUGACAGCCCAGAGAAAAGAUCGGGCGGCCCCAAAAGAAACACCUCAUAAACGAGAAGCCCAGAAGCUGGUCAAACCCAAGUCAGCUGGACAAGUAAAACGGAAGGCCAAAACAACAGAGAAAGAAGAGAGAAAACGAGCCAAGGAUGUGAAGCCCACUGCUGAGGAAAAAAAGACCAAGCCAGCAAAGACUAAACAACCUGUGAGAGCACACCCUGUUAAAGCGCAAGUUCCAUCUAAACCUGCUCGAAAAGAGAAAGACGCGAACAAGGAGUUGGAAGAAAGCACAGCUGAGACAGCAGUUCCAGCAAAAGAGUCUAAUGCAGAAGAAAACGUUACUGGAGAGAAGAAGCCUGGCAAGAUCCCGUACUUCCAGUGUGUGCUAGUUGGGGGAAAAGCUGGCCAGUAUCCACUGCGCCCAUUUUCUCCUGCUGUGACUUCAGGUAUGAACCCGGCUAUGAUGAGAGCCAUGAUGGAGCAGAGAGCCAGUGUCCUGGAGCAGAGAGCCCGGGGGGCGGGGCAAUAACCCGGAAGCCCUACCCACACCCAGCCCCACCUGCGUGAGGUCUGCUCCCUGCUCCUGAGCUGCUGUUGACACUCCAUUGCCACUAGAGCUUCAGAGCUCCCUAACGACUAAACACAGACACUUAACACCUGAAACAGACCUCAAGCCUUAUUCAGUUCAUCCUUUUGUGAAGUUAGGGGUUUUAGAGCUAAUAGUCUGUUCCUUUAUGGAGGAGUUUUACGAUUGAUCUUUGGCCACUAUUACAGCAAGAGGAGCACAAUCACUCAAAGUCUACAUGGACAGAUCUAUUCAUUAAAUUAUAGUUUAUGUACAUUCUGAAUUGUGUUUGAGUAAAUAUUUGAAUAUACUGUAAUGUUUAACUAAACGAAUGUACAGUAUUCAUAAAAUCUGUUUACAUUUGGGGAGUUUGGGGAAAAUUAUCUUGUUUUUAUUUUGAACAUAAGACAGAACAUAUUUUGCAGAAAUGUACAUUUAAACUUAAAAACCCAUGUCCUACAAACAUGCUCUAAAUAUUUAUUUAUUUAUUAGCCAUUUAUUUUAUGAGACUCACGAGGUAACUGCAGUAAAUGAGUUUUUGCGUUAUUAAAAAAUCUAGCCUCAUGUUGUGCACUGCAGGCCUUAUCUCUUGGCCCAGGUCAUUUUCUUUGGCACACUGUAAUAAGAUUAUGAAAAGAGCCACCAUGCUUGGCCUCUAUCACACAUCCAUAUUACUAAUGUGCAUCUGUAGAAGGCCUAUAUUUAGAAAGAGUGUAUUGUUAACAGUAAACAAGAAGAAAGACUUGAAAUCCUUUGCUUGACUAAAACAAAGCAAACAACUAACACUGCUAAUUUGAUAAACUAAACCUGAUAUCCUGUGUCAGUGGUAAACAUGUAGGUGUGGAUAACAUUUUGCUUUGAGUAGAACGGAGAAAGAAAAAAUAUUUAGCCACCAGAUGUUCCCAUGCACAAGGAGAGAGAUCUUAUCUCACAUCAUGUCAAAACAAGAAAAGGAAUUGAAGGAAGUGUUUUGACUUUCUUAUUAUGACCAAUGGAUAUUUGAAGACGGUGGCCUGGCCGUUCCAUGCUGCUUGUUCAUACGUGCAUGCAAAAACGCACCGGCACCGUGGCGCACCUGCAACGCUUUCCACAUCGUGUAGGUAAAAGUUCCCGGAGUGGCAUUUAACUUAAUUUCCUUCAUUGUCUUAUUCAAGAACUGAUUUAUGCAAGAUAUCGAUCUUUCAUCUCUGUAAAGUGAAGGGUCACAGGACCUAAGAAUCGAGCUUGUCCGUAAUGGUAUUAUCCUUUCGCGGUGGCAGCACGCCACGCGGACGGAUGAGGAACGAGCAGACGUGAUCCGCAUGAAGAGUCCAAAGUCUCCUCGCGGUCACGGCAGGAACGGACCGCGUAUUUUCCGUAACGUCUGAGUGCCCCAUGGCUGUGGCUUUGAUCUCGACGGGCAGUCGGCGGUAUUAGCGUGGUUGAGAGCAGAGAUGCAGGCCACAGAAAGCCCCUCUUUCAAGUUACUGCGCUAUGUGCUGUCUGUAGGCGGCGGCGGCUGUUUGCUCUUCUAACUACGAUGUUUGCUAGAAUAACGGAAUGGGCUUGCGUUAGACGUUCCGAGGAAAUAUGCUUUAUGAGAGAGUGUUCAAAACGGCACGCAGCUUUGUGUUGUCAACGAAUGGACAACAGUUGUAUCAAAGCAAGGCUUGUGUGGUAAUGAGUAAUGCUAAUAUUGAACUAUGCCAAUAAGUAACCUUGAUUACAAGUGAUUAAAGUCUUGACCGUCAUAACACUCAAUAAAAGAGUUGGUGAUGCUUAUAAUAUUGUCAUUUAUCAGGCACAUUUAAUUUUUGCCCAUUUUUUUUCUUUGCAUGACAAGUCUGUUGUGUUGUCGAUAUUUAUAUUAAACCACGUUGUCUCAUAAUUUUGUCAUUAAAAUGGAAUAAUGCAUCACUAACAAAACAAACCUCUCCCCUGGAUUUUUUGAGCCCACUAGGCUGCCUAUUCAUCCUGCAUUGCUCUGCUGACUUGGGCUUUCUCUGUAGUGUUCCCAGUUGUCUUAUAGAAGGCAUAAAGCAGUUGUCAUAAAGCAUCAUGAGGAAUCUAUUUUAAAUGGCUUUUUUGCUGUUCAUUCUUGACUUAUUCAGGAAACCUUUGAGAAGACAUAAUGAUGAAUAUUUUUUGAAGAGAAAGGUUUUCUUUAAAACACAUAAAUAAUUAAUAAUUAUGCUGCACAUAUUUGAGAUUACUCCACUUUUGGACCACUGUUCUUGUAGGUCCUGCAGGGAACCAGUUAAAAUGCACAGGUCAGCUAGCAAUUUGCAUUUACUGCAUUUUCCCCUAUUUUCAAGUUUAUUAUUGCAUUUACAGUGCCGCAUCUUAAAUGUGUUAUAUUGCAAUGCCAUCUUUUAUUAUUUAAAUGAAUGUUUACAAAUAGUAAUAAAUAAUUUUACCAUAACAAUGUC
Electrophorus electricus (electric eel) is the source of this 5359-nucleotide messenger RNA. RefSeq names its product triadin (gene trdn). The record is from RefSeq and is a predicted model, not a curated record. Gene Ontology annotation, molecular function: signaling receptor binding. Gene Ontology annotation, biological process: heart contraction; regulation of release of sequestered calcium ion into cytosol by sarcoplasmic reticulum; regulation of cardiac muscle cell membrane potential. Lineage: Eukaryota; Metazoa; Chordata; Actinopteri; Gymnotiformes; Gymnotidae. Gene Ontology annotation, cellular component: junctional sarcoplasmic reticulum membrane; plasma membrane; sarcoplasmic reticulum.